Racocetra persica is the source of this 826-nucleotide messenger RNA. The record is from the annotation of a GenBank genome assembly. Lineage: Eukaryota; Fungi; Glomeromycota; Glomeromycetes; Diversisporales; Gigasporaceae.
AUUUAGAACUUCAUGAAAUAUUAUUGUGUGUAAAAAAAUGGUACUCUAAAAUAGAAGACAGAUAUUUCUAUGCAGAUUUUAUUGAGAUUUUAACUAAGUGGAAUUUGACAAAUUUGAAAUUUUAUCGUGAUAAUCGCUGUCGUGAUAACCACGAUGAGCUUUUCUGUGACUGUGAUGAAAAUACGUUUUUUUCUGGUGAUUGUGAUACGCUGUUUUUUUAUCCUUUACAGAAAGUGGGAACUUUACCAGUAAAAUAUCAAAUGCUUAUAGAAAUGCAUGAUAAAGAAGAUGAUGAGUUCGUUGGUAGAUAUGACCUGGAAGAGUUUAUUUCAAAUAGUUUAAAGCAGUGGGCUAUAGAAAACAUUGAUACCCACGGAAUAUCUGAAUUUGCCAAAGCUAUUAAUAAUGCAACUUUGAAUCUUUGUGAUGUAGUAAAGUUUUUAAAGGAUGAAAGAACGCAAAGAGAAAUAACAAAAAUGCAAACAACAUUUAGUUAUUUAACAGUCACUGGCAUUCAAAAUGCAAAAAAAAUUAAUUGUGUUUGCCGUUAUCAUAAAAUAAGCUUUCUUAAGUUAAUGGAGAAACCUUUCAUACAACUAGUCAAUAAUUAUAAUAGUUAUGAAGAUUCCUAUAUCAAAAAACAAGGAAAACGUUUUAAGGAUCUUUUAUUAGAUCAUUUACCAUUUAGCAUACUUUCUGAAAUAUUACAACUAUUUAGUCCUCUAGUAAAUACUAUAUGUAAUUAUAAUCCUCUAUCUAUAGAAGAAUAUAUGGAGAAUAUAGAAAACAUUUUUAUUAACGCAGAUAAUAUGCUAAAUGAGCUUCA